This is a messenger RNA of Miniopterus natalensis, 1699 nucleotides long. NCBI's taxonomy places the organism in Eukaryota, Metazoa, Chordata, Mammalia, Chiroptera, Miniopteridae. The record is from RefSeq and is a predicted model, not a curated record.
UGACUGAAGAGCGACUUGGGGACAGCAGCAUGGCAGACAACGCAGAGACCUUCAGCGACAAAGACGCCGACCAGAGGAGCUCCCCGGAUGUUGCAAAAAGUAAGGGCUGCUUCACCCCAGAGAGCCCCGAGAUAGUGUCGGUGGAUGAAGGUGGGUAUGCAGUCCAGAAAAACGGGGGCAGCUCCGACAGCCGCUCCGAUAGCCCCAAGUACCACGGGGAACAGAAUCACCUGCUGAUCGAGGGCCCCUCAGGGACCGUCUCUCUGCCCUUCAGCCUGAAAGCCAACAGACCCCCUCUGGAAGUGUUAAAAAAAAUUUUCCCCAACCAGAAGCCCACGGUGCUUGAGCUGAUCCUGAAGGGGUGCGGGGGGGACCUGGUGAGCGCCGUGGAGGUCCUGCUCUCCAGCCGGUCCUCGGUCUCGGCCGCCGACCGAACUGCAGCGGAGCCCGAGGGCCUGGUGCUGCCCUCCAAUGGGCACAUCUUUGAACACACCUUGAGCUCCUACCCCAUCUCCUCCUCCAAGUGGUCCGUGGGAUCGGCCUUCAGAGUCCCAGACACUUUGAGGUUUUCUGCCGACUCCAGUAACGUUGUCCCCAACCCCUUGGCCGUGCCCCUGCAGCACCCUUUCCCCCAGCCGCCCAGGUACCCGCUCAUGCUGAGGAAUACUCUGGCAAGAAACCAGUCGAGCCCCUUUCUGCCCAAUGACGUCACCCUGUGGAACACCAUGACUCUGCAGCAGCAGUACCAGCUGAGGUCCCAGUACGUCAGCCCUUUCCCCAGUAACUCUACCGGCGUCUUCAGGAGCUCGCCUGUUCUCCCCACUCGCACCCCCGAAGACCCUCGGAUCUCCAUCCCCGACGAUGGGUGUCCGGUUGUGUCCAAGCAGCCCAUCUACACCGAGGACGACUAUGACGAGAGGUCUGACUCCUCAGACUCUAGAAUACUCAACACAUCAUCUUAAAGUGGUACCGGAUGGGAGGUGACCAGGUGACAUGUUCUGUGCAUCUGAACCCUGGGGGGAGGGUCCCCUGAGGAGAGGCUACAUCCUGUGUAUACCUUUUCCUUCUGUUUGACAAAGUGACUGUGCUUGAUUCUAUACCUUAGCAAUAAACACAUAACUUAUUUAAUUUCUUGCACUUCACUGGAAAAUGCCAAAUAGCUCUGCUCUGUGGCUUUAGUGCUGAAUGUUUAUUGUAAAAGAGAGUCUAAUGCUAAGAAUAGUCUUGGGAAAGCUGGGUCCACGGGAGAUUUAUUUGGGGAUGUAACGCUGAAGGUCAGCCUUGCGCCUAAACUCGACCUGGAAUGUUCAAUAAGAUCGUGUACUUGAAUGCAGUUUUGUGAAAGAGGAUUCCUCAGGAUAUGCGAAACCUAAAGGAAGUAGUUCGAUUGCAAAUGGACUAUAAACAGGGACAUUAUAUUCUUAACACUGAAAAUCCUUCUUGCAUUUUAAAGAGAGACUGCACUUAAGAAUAGAGUGAACUGCUCACACGCUUAUUUAAGCUUGGACAGCUUUCAGAGACAAACUCCAUUAAGAAUUAUUCUUUUCACAUGGCUGAGUCGAAACAUGUGUAAUGUCAAUGUAAAACCAAUCACAGCUGUGAACUGCAUGAAAUGUAUUGUGAAAUGAACACAAGAUUAAGCUUUGUCAGGUUAAUGUAGCAUGCUAAGGACUCUAGAAGAAAUAAACUAAGGAGAUGA